UUUCCAUGCUUCAGGUCUGCAGCCGUGCCUGCGGGUUCAAGCGCUGCCUCUGGCAGUAAUCGAAGACUUCAGCAGACACAAAAUCAAGUGGACGAGGUGGUGGACAUCAUGAGAGUCAACGUGGAUAAGGUGUUAGAAAGAGACCAGAAGCUCUCCGAGUUAGAUGACCGCGCGGACGCGCUGCAGGCAGGAGCCUCCCAGUUUGAAACGAGUGCUGCCAAGUUGAAGAGAAAGUAUUGGUGGAAGAAUUGCAAGAUGUGGGCGAUAGGGAUUAGCGUUGUGGUCAUCAUCAUCAUCAUCAUCAUCGUGUGGAGUGUUUCUCGGUGAGGAGCCAGCGAAACUCCAGCCUGCUGUUCAAGAAACCUCUUCAAGACUUUUGACUUAGAACCUGCUAUAUUAUCAAGCUUACCUACUGUUGUAUCUAAAAUGAUUAUUUUCUGUUCGUUAAUGUAAAGUUUGAUCUCUAGGAAAUGUGCCUUUUUAAAAAAGAAAAUGCACUCCAACUGGAAAUGUAGUCAGCCCAGCCCACGUUUUGCACAGUGCCUUUACAAAUUUACACAUGGGCUGAUGAAAAGGACUUCUUAAGUUCCAGAGUGUUAUAACCUAGAAGUAAUGCCUUGAUUAAUUGCCGUUAAUUCCAGUUAAGGGAAUUUUUUCCAAGUUAGCAUCCUUGUUAUACGAUUAUCUUCAGAGCCACAUUUUAAACUUUGGGUAAUCAGAUUUCCAGUUUGUGCCUUCCAGAAAGAACACUACUGCUUAACUCAUAUCUGACAGUAACAGGCUGUGCCUUAUUUGCUACUUUUCUGAUUCCUUCUAAGAGAACUCUCCACUGUUUAUAAGCACUACUGACUCUUCGCUGUAUUUAAAAUAAGAUGCUGGUAAAGAGUUUAUGCUCUUACACUAGAUAGAUGUUUACUUUCUUGUAACUGUUUUGUAUAAUUUCCUAAAAAUAUUAUUUUAAUCAGAAAUAAUAACCUCUUUGAAACAUUUUUAUAGAACUAUGGCUAUGACCAAAGUUUCUAUUUUGCCAAAAAGUUACAUCCCAGUAAAAUGUCCUUAAGUCUGUUCCUGAAAGAUCAAUUCAGAAAAGUGACAAAUGGAACUCAAGGUGCCCUUCAGAACAUAAGCCAAACUUGUUUGUGGAGCUCCUACAUCCUGACAGGCCUUUCUUGCCUUCAAAGCAGUGUAGGUGGCGAGACUCCUGUUCCCGCUCAGCGUCUUCCCCGGGGUUACAGGAGGGUCGAGCUAGCCCCUGACAUCGCAGACCUAGAGACAGGAUGCAGAUCACCCGCAGUUUGUAGAGUAUUAGCUGUGGACACCAGUGUGUUUCUAAGAGUUACGUGAGCCACAGUUUUGUGGCGAGACCAUCUGGUGACUGGUGAUUAUUUGGCCCGGUCCCCGUAGAUCGUAGCUUUCUGGAGUUUCCUACUUUUAUUCAUAUUCCACUCCCUAAAUCUGUCAUCCGCGUUACGCUUCAGAUACCGUUGGUCAGGGUGGGUGAUUCUUCACCGAGGUAGCUAACCACAGACCCUUCCUUCCUUUGACGUCAUAGACUGCACAAGAGGCUGCUUUGGAAAUAGCUGUUGUCACCUGAGCAGCUCUUGAGACUUUCAGCAUCAGGCUGUGUGGCUGAGGGUGGGCAUUCAGGGAGGAAGCAGAGGUUUCAGCAGUCUGCUGGCCUGUUCUAGAAUUCUCGUUCACAUGCUAGCGUGCGACUUAGGAAGCAGCGACAGUUGAGGUACACCAGGACGCAGUUCCACUUCUCUGGUGUCUGUUCCCCUAACGUUACCGAGACGCUGUUGAUGUUGAAAACGCCUCGCAGUCCCCGGCUGAGUGUGACACGAGACUUAAGUGCCCUCCCCUUGGCCUCGGUGCUCAGUCCCAUGUAACCACGGGCUCCCGCAGUAACCCAGGAAUACCUUGCUUGUGUCUGUGCAUUAGCUGGGAACCUGCCCGCCAUGAUGAACCGAAUAAAGUGUUUAUAAACGA
Pteropus alecto (black flying fox) is the source of this 1989-nucleotide messenger RNA. RefSeq names its product vesicle associated membrane protein 3 (gene VAMP3). Gene Ontology annotation, biological process: vesicle-mediated transport; SNARE complex assembly; vesicle fusion. The transcript has 4 exons. Gene Ontology annotation, molecular function: syntaxin-1 binding; SNAP receptor activity. NCBI's taxonomy places the organism in Eukaryota, Metazoa, Chordata, Mammalia, Chiroptera, Pteropodidae. The annotation marks the transcript as partial. Gene Ontology annotation, cellular component: SNARE complex; plasma membrane. The record is from RefSeq and is a predicted model, not a curated record.